UCAAAUACUAUUAUCAUCCUUUUCAUUUCAAUAAAAAACAAGACAUCCCAUUUCAUUUCAAUUGUAACAACUUAUGGAAAAUAACACAAACCCAAAUAACAUCAAGAGUGUGGCCUCAACGGAACCGAAUUCGACGCUUAAACGAAGAUAAUAACCUGCUUCGAGUGUUGUGUGGCACGCGCGGUGUGCUUUGAAGCAAGUUCUUCUAGCAGAAAAAAAGGAUACAUGAUGAACAUAGAACAUAAAGAGAAUGGAGAAAUCGAAAGAGACAAAAGAGAAGAACAAGAUAAGAAAGAUGAAGGUGAUUAUGAUCAUCAUCAGUUAGAGGGUCCAACAAGGCUGCAACCAUGGACAAAACAAAUAACGCCUCGCGGGAUUGUAGCAAGUGUUAUCUUAGGGUGUAUCUAUAGUAUUAUCGCGAUGAAACUCAAUCUCACGACUGGUAUGACGCCUAAUAUGAACGUUUCGGCUGCACUUCUUGCUUUUGUGUUCAUGAGAACUUGGACAAAGAUGCUCCAAAAAUCCGGGAUCUCCACUGUUCCAUUCACCAGACAUGAGAAUACCAUGAUCCAGACAUGUUCGGUCGCCUGUUACAGCAUUGCCAUAGGAGGUGGAUAUGGGUCUUAUUUGCUCGGAUUGAACAAGAAGACGUAUGAGCUAGCCGGAGGAGCAAGUUCUCCGGGGACUUACAAAGAACCCGGUGUGGGCUGGAUGAUGGGCUACUCUUUCUUGGUCUGUUUUAUCGGCCUUUUCGUAUUGAUUCCACUUCGAAAGGUUUUAAUUGUUGACUACAAACUAAUAUUUCCAAGCGGGAUGGCGACCGGGGUUCUUAUUAACGGGUUCCAUAGUCAAGGAGACGAUAUCGCAAAGAAACAAGUGAAGGGAUUUGCAAAGUAUUUUUCAGCAAGUUUUCUAUGGGGAUUCUUCCAAUGGUUUUUUACAGGGAAGGAAGGAAAUUGCGGAUUUGCGCAGUUUCCGACCUUUGGAUUGGAAGCUUGGAAGAACAUGUUUUACUUUGACUUUAGCAUGACUUAUGUGGGAACAGGGAUGAUCUGCCCUCACAUUGUGAACAUAUCAUUGCUAUUUGGAGCAGUGAUUUCAUGGGGUAUAAUGUGGCCAUUGAUUGGACAAAAAAAGGGAGAUUGGUUUCCUCCUGGUUUGCCUGAAAGUAGCAUGAAAAGCUUAAAUGGUUACAAGGCCUUUAUUUCCAUUGCAUUAAUCCUUGGUGAUGGGCUAUACAAUUUCAUCAAAAUACUAUAUAUCACAUCCAGGAGUGUUCAUGGAAGAAUCAGGACCAAAAACCUUAAUCCAGUUAUCGAAAAGAAGGUUAGCGAAGAGGAGCAAAAGCAAUAUGAGAUUUUCACCAGAGAAACUAUACCCAUGUCGAUCGGAGGAACCGGAUACGUUAUCUUCGCCAUUAUCGCAGUAAUCGCGUUACCAUACAUGUUUCCCGAGGUUAAAUGGUAUUACGUAAUCAUAGCGUACAUAUUCGCUCCAUCUUUGGCCUUCUGUAACGCUUAUGGAGCAGGGUUGACCGACUUUAACAUGGCGUAUAACUACGGUAAAAUCGGGCUUUUCAUGAUGGCGGCAUUGGCGGGGAAAAAGGACGGCGUGGUGGCAGGAAUGGCGGGGUGUGGGUUGGUGAAGUCGGUUGUUUCGGUUUCGUGCAUACUUAUGCACGACCUGAAAACCGGUCAACUCACUUUGACUUCUCCUAGAACCAUGCUUGUUAGUCAAGCAAUCGGUACCGCCAUAGGGUGCAUUGUGUCACCUUUAAGCUUCUUUUUGUUUUACAAAGCUUUCGAUAUCGGAAACCCUGACGGUGAAUAUAAGGCACCGUACGCGAUAAUCUACCGAAACUUAGCUAUACUCGGAGUCCAAGGGUUUUCGGCUUUGCCUAAACACUGUUUACAAUUAUGUUACGGUUUUUUCGCUUUUGCAGUGGCGGUCAACAUGGUCAAAGACAUGUUACCGAAACGAAUAGGAAAGUGGAUGCCGCUGCCGAUAUGUAUGGCCGUGCCGUUUUUGGUCGGUGGCUAUUUCGCUAUAGAUAUGUGCGUUGGGAGUUUGGUUGUGUUUAUUUGGCACAAGGUUAACGCAAAGGAAGCCGAACCAAUGGUGCCUGCGGUUGCUUCGGGUUUGAUAUGCGGUGAAGGUAUGUGGACCCUACCGGCGUCGGUUCUUGCUUUGGCGAAAAUAAAUCCGCCGAUUUGUAUGAAAUUUUUAACUUCUUAAAUUAGGAAGAGUUUGUUAUUAGUUUCGGAAAGAACUCAAAGAAGAAAUGGUAUAGCCAGUUAUAGUUUCUGUGUUAGUAACAGAUUUGGUUGCUCUCAAUAUCAAUAUAUUUCAUGAUAUCAGUGGUUUCAACUUGAACAAACUAUCCGGUUAUUAUGCCCGCUAGAACAUCGGUUUUACCCCGUGCAAAUAUCGUGUAAACUAGUCGUAGAGCAUCAAGCCAUGAGUCCAAGUAUUCCCAUGAAUCUGCAAUC
Molecule: messenger RNA, 2489 nt
Organism: Helianthus annuus (common sunflower)
Lineage: Eukaryota; Viridiplantae; Streptophyta; Magnoliopsida; Asterales; Asteraceae
Product: metal-nicotianamine transporter YSL1
Exons: 8
Coding region: 226-2235 (669 amino acids)
Biological process (GO): seed development; response to iron ion
Cellular component (GO): plasma membrane
Molecular function (GO): oligopeptide transmembrane transporter activity; iron-nicotianamine transmembrane transporter activity
Source: RefSeq, a predicted model, not a curated record